Molecule: messenger RNA, 4140 nt
Organism: Carcharodon carcharias (great white shark)
Lineage: Eukaryota; Metazoa; Chordata; Chondrichthyes; Lamniformes; Lamnidae
Gene: crlf3
Product: cytokine receptor-like factor 3
Exons: 9
Coding region: 150-1466 (438 amino acids)
Molecular function (GO): protein binding
Source: RefSeq, a predicted model, not a curated record
GGGGGCCGCUCGAGCAGGCUGAGGAGAUUUGUUGGGCCGCGGGCCUCAUCCUGUCAGACAAGCCGGACUGGACUCCCUCUCCCUCUGCUUGGCUUCACCUCACCUCAUUAUGAGCUAAAUACUUGGACGGGGGUGGGGAAAAAAUCACAAUGAUGGAGAUUGAAGCUCAGACUGAGCUGCUUCAAGAAGCCAAGGAGAGUAUCGAGGCAGCAAAGAACUAUAAGGAUGAGCUGGAACAGCGGCUACAAGGACUGAAUCAGGCAAGAAAACAGAUCACUGGAAGUGCUGUCCAGACUCGUGACGUUCUGAAACAUCACUUUAAUGAGCUGAAAGCCAAGCUGACCAAGCUGUUGGAUGAACGGUUAGUAAUGCUGCUCCAGGAAGUGGAUAAAAUUGAGCAGGAGAGCAUCAGGCCCCUUGAUGACUGUCAGAAAUUAAUCGAACAUGGCGUGAACGUGGCAGACGAGCUCCUCCGAGAAGGAGAGGUUGCGGUGCUCUGUGGAUCGGCCGAGGAGGAGAAACUUGGAAACUUCACAAAAAAAGCUCUGCAAAUCCAACUUGACAGUUUGCCAGAAGUCCCUUCGCUGGUGGAGGUGCAGUGUUUAUCAGCUCAGUUAGAUGAAAGCUUGCUCAGUUUUGUCAAGGAUCGAAUCUUUAGCCAUGGAGCGAUUGCAUCGCGCCCUCCUGUCCAGAUAGAGGAACUGACUGAAAGGCCUGGAGGGAUUCUUGUCCGAUGGUGCAAGGAUGACGAUGACUUUGUGGCACAGGAGUAUCGGCUGCAGUUCUGUAAAAACAUCGCCUGCCAAUUCGACGAUGUCUACAUUGGACCUGAUACCGAAUUUGUAGUUUUGCACAUUGACCCCAAUGUUAGCUACACGUUCCGUGUGUGCGCACGGGGAGAAGGACGCAUGGAGUGGAGUCCUUGGAGUAUUCCACAGAGCGGGUACACCACUCUGACUGCACACGAGUGGAUCACAGGUUGCGAAGGGUUCAGUCUCAGCAGUCGGAGAGACAUGGCACUCAGGAAUGAUUCUCCUUCAUCCGGUGUGUUGUACUCCAAGGAACCCACUUACACCAGUGGACAGACACUGACAUUUAGAAUGGAGGCGACAGGACUACCAGAUAAAAGAGACAGUAUCGGAGUGUGUGUUGAGCCACAGAAUGAGUGUGAUUCCCUGCAGAGAGACAAGGCUGUUUGCAUCAGCUCAAAUGGGGCUGUAUUUGUGAACGGCAAAGAAAUGACCAAUCAGCUGCCUUGUGUUUCUACUGGGUCAUCAGUGACCUUUGACAUGGAAGUUGUUAGCUUGGGUUCAGGCUUCAAUGAUGCUGCUAGUUUCAAGCUCCGAGUGAUCAUAAGCUCUGGAAAUCGAGAAGUGGUGUUUGACUGGCUGCUUGAUCAGCCCUGCGAAGCCUUAUAUUUUGGAUGUUCCUUUGUGUAUCCAGGUUGGAAAGUACUGGUAUUUUAGACUCCAGUGAGGGGUAAAUUCUCACUCCUAAGAUAUGGUUACUCAAUGCCUGUGCAAAUGCUGGAAGCUUCACAGUAAAGGAUGGUCCUCAUGGUGUUGGAAAAACCCUGAGCUACUGCAUUGUGUUGAGGGUAGGGCAUGGAGAAAAAGGUAAAGGGGCAUUUUUAUUAUCCUUAUUUAAACAAAAGCUUCAAAAAAAUAUUAAAGGUUUAAGAGGCAAGUGGAAAGUGACUGAAUUCCUGAGUGUGCAUUAAAUGUGGAAUGUCCUGGUGAUUCUGUCACAAGUGCACUAUAGUGAUACAGAAAUCUAUCUGUAUAGAAUUACACUGGGCUGACUCCUGAAGUCAAGCAGCAGAGUUCGGUAUCAUAGGUGACAAAUAUUACGCACCCUUUGGAUGAGCCACUUCUCUCCUAUACUUCCCAUCCUGUGCUAUGACCCUGCACCUUCAGUUUAAAAGCAUUGGAGCUAUGGUAUAUAGGUUGUAAUGAAUGGAAUGCAAGGUUACAAAUUAUUCAGUACAGCCCUUCAAACGCAGUGGAAGUCAAUGCUGCCUCACAUCUGGUCCAACAAGGUGAAAGAUUUUCUGUAUUUGGCCCAGCAGUUAAUUGUACUGAGAGAGAAUCUCCAGGUUGUAAACGUGAACAGUUUUAUAUCAAUUUGUACCAAGCUCCGACACAUGCAGGAUAAAGCUGGAUUGUAACUUUUAUAUCUAUUCAUAAAACAAACUUCCUAAUAUCCCUGCAGCCACACACAAGAACUUUAUAUAUUUUUAAAAUAAUAUACAAGCAACAUUUUGUUUCAAUGAACUGAAUUGACAACCUGUAAACUUCUGACUACAUAGUGUUUACAGCACAGAUACAGACCAUUCAGCCAACAAGACUAUGCCCAUAUUAAUGCUCCACAUAAGUUUCCUCCAACCCUACAUAUCCUUCUAUAGUUUUCCUCUUAAAUGCUGUUCACCUCAACUACUCCAUGUUGUAGCAAGUUCUAUAUUUUGAAUUUUUGGAUCUGGUGUUUAAUGCAGAUGAUUCUGCAAUCUCUUAUUCAACCUUGUCACCUACUCGAAUCCUAUUUAACAAAAUAGAUUUUGCCUGGGGUGAAUUUUUUAAUGUAACAUUUCUUAACUGGCCUUCCCAUUGCUCUGAUAGCGUACUUUUACAUAGUAACGUUGCAUGUGAUUCAAAACACAUGACAUGCAUCGCUUGAGCGCCAAUUAUUCCUACCUAUGAUUCUAUUGAUUUAUUGCUCAUUUGUUUGAGAAAAGUUGUUCUUGGUACUCUAUCGUGGAUAAGUCCUUAAUUGAAUGAUUGAAGAAAAAGCAGAGCCAGAAAAGCACUGGUUCUAAAAUUAGAUGUGGCAGGGAAAGCGUUCCAUUUCUCAUCACUAACUUUAGAUAAGCAGAAAAAAUUCUAAAACAUUCAUGGAAUGAUCUAGGACUAGGGUGUAGUUCUCCUGUAUUUUUACUGUGAAAUUGCUGUUUGCAUGUUGUUGUAUGAACUAAUGGAUUCCUUUGUUAGAUAUAGGGAGUGAAGACCAAAACUUCAGGUGAAAUGGGGUCUAAUUGGAUCAGGGUAUUGAAUAAUAUUUCCACUUAUAAAUUGCUGUCAAUAUUUAUCAUGGAAACAACCUAUGUGAACAGUGACAACAUUCUCUCGCCAUAUUACUAUUGCUGCAGCAUCUCAGCUCGUGGUAAUUACUGCAUGGCAAGUUUGCAUAGUUUCUAACGAUGAAUGUAGGUGUAUAACAUUAUUGGAAAAAGUUGGCUGGAAAGUUGUGGAUUGUUAUCUUUUGUAUAGUCAUAUUUCUCAAAACUAUUCAGUGAAAGAAGUGUCCAGAAAGAUGGUUAGAGGUUGAAUUACUGUUCAAGUGCCUUUGUCCUAUAGAAAAGGAUGCUUGUAUGUACAAUCAUGUUCAAAAGUGCCUAUAUACAUAUUUUUUUUAUAAUACUGGUUAGAUGCAUGUAGAAAAUUUAAACAAGAUUGGACUGUGAACCCAACUAGCCAAUGUAUUAAAUUGUACUUGAAGCAAAGUGAGGGUUUUAAAAAGGACAAAUGCAUUUUCUGAUAUGGUGCUAAACUGUGAACCUUAAAGAUAGGUUUGUUCUGCAGCUGGGCUGACCAGAUCUCAUCUAGGCCUGAGAGUUACAGAUUAAUGUCCCAAUUUAUAUAGAUUGGCAGGGGAGCAAUGUAGGCCUUCCUCUCCCUCUGGCUUGAAUGUGGGGUGGGUUGGAAAAACUUAGCGAGUUUCAUCACGGUUAUGUGGCAAACAUAAGGAUAUUUACCAAUUGAAGAUAUCCUCUGACGUGAAGCUCACCUGUAAAGAACAACAAAGGUGAAGUAUCAGAGGCUAUGAGGAACAGGUAACCGAUUCCAAGAAUGAAUGGUGGCUUUUAAUGGAAAAUUUAACUUUUCAGCUCAUUGCUAAAGCUGGGGGGAUGCUUAUCCGCAGUGCAAUACCAACUCAUUGAAGGAUUGUUAUAUAAGAGUAUUUUCUCAAAGGGAACAAACCUCCAGGUUGAUCAGGGCCUCAAUGUUGUACCACCUUUUACCUCCAUUUUUAAAAAUGUUGCAUUAUUAAGCUUUGUGCAACUUCCUGGCUGUGAAAAUCUGCUUGCCUUUAAUCUUAAUGUAUUACAAGUAUUUCUAAUAAAGUUAAAUGUUUUUAACCAUCUUA